GUCGUAGAGUGCACAUAAUGAUGAACUUUACCUUGGUAACAGCUUUACUCUGUAGCUUCAGUUGGAUCUCUGUCUCAGUUUCUGAGUUUCACACUGUGGAGGUUCAGCCUGGUGAAGAAGUCACACUGACGUGUUCCAACUUUACCAGCACGCCCUCUCACAUAAACUGGUUCAGACUGAACAACAGAUCCAAUGCCAGCUGCAUCUCCGCUAUGAUCAGCUCUGAUACCAAUGCUACGUUCUGUGAUGGAUUUAAAAAUAGCAAAUUUAAUAUGACGUCCAACACCACUACCCUCUUUCUCAAGAUCAAACAAGUGGAUUUAUCUGACUCUGGACUGUAUUUCUGCAGAUUUAUCUCAAAUAGCAACUCCGCAAUUGACAGUGCAACUUAUUUAAAGUUUCAAGGCAGCAAUGAGCCCCAUGUUGACGUGGACAGCAAGUGUAAAAAAGCAUUUGAUGGAUUAACAAAGAUAACGAUUGUGAUCCUGGAUGCUCUGAUUAUUAUACUCGUUAUGGUCGUCAUCGCUCUGGUUGUCAAGAUCAGGAAACUUAAAGCAGCUCAUAAAGAGGAACAGAAUCUGCAACACAGUGAGAAUCUGGGCUCUGAUGCUCUGAACUAUGCAGCGCUGAGUUUCCGCCCAAAAGCAAAAAGCAGCAGAAGGCCUGAAUCAGAGAACCAGCUGGAGUCAAAUGUAGUGUAUGCUGCCACCAGCAGCUCAGAGUGGAACUGAUGCUUUAUCAUGUUCAACUGCUACUAAAGGAGGACUUACCAUCACUAUCAAACAUUCUAAUUUUGUAAUAAAGAUCCUGUAUUCACACAAAUGUGCUUUAAUUUUAUUAACUUUGCUUCAAUUAUAAUACUACUUCUAUUCCAGCUGUGUCUAUAUUUGUACAUCAAAUAGCCAGGUGAAAAAUACAGAGCUACAGAAGUUAAUCAGUGUUCGUAAAAAGUAGCAGUGCUCCCCCACAUGCACAUACUGGCAUUUUCCACUGUAGUAACAAAGCUGAAAGCACUAGCAAUCCGACCAGCCACAGGAAGGCUGGCCUUUAUGGAGGACCGAGGACAACAAGAAAUACUUGACAGAUUCAGAAAUAAAUAAAUGCACAAUAAAUAAAUAUCCAAGUAAAUGCA
Molecule: messenger RNA, 1132 nt
Organism: Micropterus salmoides (largemouth bass)
Lineage: Eukaryota; Metazoa; Chordata; Actinopteri; Centrarchiformes; Centrarchidae
Exons: 6
Coding region: 18-731 (237 amino acids)
Biological process (GO): response to bacterium
Source: RefSeq, a predicted model, not a curated record